Messenger RNA from Fopius arisanus, 3488 nucleotides. Its product is annotated as ras-GEF domain-containing family member 1B. Gene Ontology annotation, cellular component: plasma membrane. Gene Ontology annotation, molecular function: guanyl-nucleotide exchange factor activity. Lineage: Eukaryota; Metazoa; Arthropoda; Insecta; Hymenoptera; Braconidae. The record is from RefSeq and is a predicted model, not a curated record. Gene Ontology annotation, biological process: positive regulation of GTPase activity; Ras protein signal transduction.
CUCGAGCGCUUGCCUUGUAAAGAUCUACUAUAUUUAUCCUCUUUUUACCUCACUGUUUUUGGAGCAACCAUUUUUUUUUCCACCUUUCACGUACAUUAUCACCAGUACCAAGGUGCAUACAACUGAUAAUAAACCCCUGUCAACAAUUGGUGAUUAAAUAUUUAACUUGUGACUAUCUACACUAGUAUAUCCAAUGAUCUCAAUAUCUAUAGUCAAAUCUCUCACUUGGAACUCAGGGACUCAGGUAUACAUCAACAUGUGGCUAUGUGAUAUGGAUGAUCAGGAGAUUCAGUCGACAGUGGAGUCUAUCCUUGGGCCUGGGGUAAAGGUUAUUGACUGUGAAAAAAAAUCCUCGAUAUGCGAGGAGGAAGUAUUAUUGAUUAAUGGGGUACCUAUUAAGCUUGAGGGCAAUGACAGUGUUGCUAUAAAAGAGGCGAUACUCACGGGCCAAAUACCAUCGUGUGAUCUACUUAAUCAAAUUCUUAUCAGGGCUGGAAUUCUCAGGGCUCCAGUGCGAUUGGAAACAUCACUAAGUACAAAAUCCAGUAUUGUAACUAAAGAAGAAGUCACAGUCUCUCGUAACAAUAAAGUAAUUGAUGAGCGGAGUAGAGAGACACACGAAAGCAAUUAUUAUGUGUCUUCAACGAGUGAAAUCUGGGAACCAGUGGGAAUGAUUAAAAAACCCCGGAAUCCCUGUUACAAUUCUGAUCAGUCGCGGUCAGAGUCCAGCGCUAGUUCAGACCAAGGUUACACAACCAAUAACAGCACCAAUAAUGUAUUGAGGGGAGAAGAAGAAGAACAAAAAUUAUACUCUAAAUAUGGAGAAAGUGUUCCGGAUUGUAUGCAGCAGUGUUUAAACCAAUUGAGUAAUCUUGGAUUGAGUGUGCCCGAAGUGAAUCCUACGUUAGGGGCGCUGGUGUAUCGUGAUGGAAACCUUGUUUCUGGGUCGCUGGAGGCUUUGGUGCAACACAUGGUACCUACCGAAGAGUAUUAUCCUGAUAGAGCAUAUCUUUUUGCUUUUCUACUGAGCUCACGUCUAUUUAUUAAGCCUCAUGAAUUACUCAGCGAGGUAUGCGCUUUGUGUGAACAUCAACAAAAACUCGGGGGAGAGGGUGGAAAGGUGGACGUAACUGAAUUAUGCCCUUCAGCAAUGAUCCUAGCUCAGCAAUUGACACAUGUUGAGCUCGAGAGACUCUCGUAUAUUGGACCAGAGGAGUUUGUUCAAGCAUUUGCGAAGGAGUCGCCUCAUUUAGAAACAUCUUUCAAAGAAAUGAAGAAAACUCGAAACCUCGAGUCCUACGUUUCUUGGUUCAAUCGACUGAGUUAUUUUGUUGCCACUGAAAUAUGCAAACAUGCCAAGAAGAAACAACGAGUUCGUGUAGUGGAGUACUGGAUCGAGACAGCACGAGAGUGUUUCAACAUUGGCAAUUUCAAUUCACUCAUGGCGAUUAUUGCCGGACUGAAUAUGUCACCAAUUUCACGAUUAAAGAAAACCUGGUCAAAAGUUCAAUCAGCCAAGUUUGCUAUUCUCGAGCACCAAAUGGAUCCCAGUAGUAAUUUCAGCAGCUAUCGUAGUACAUUAAAAGCUGUCCGUUCACGCUCAAUUUUUCCCUUUUCAUCGAAAAGUAUUUUUAAAGAUUAUUUUAAAAACUCAUGGACUUGCGACAAUUUUUCAUAUACCGAAUUGGUUGGAUUCCCUUCUAAAAUAUUCGCCCACUAUAAAAAAAAAAUGCCAACUAGUCGAACUAGUUUAGAAGAUCAAUAAUUGAAGGAGUGCUUCGAAUACGAAAAGCAGAGGCCUAAUGGGGACUAUGAAUCCCCCAACACCUACUUCUGCAAUAUUUGAUAAGCUUUGGGGGGCUCGGUUCAUAUUUUUUAAAUGGCUACAUCAAUAGCAAAGUACAUCAAACUUCAUGGAGUAGCAGAAUUUUUCAAUUACAGUAGGAUCGCCUCCACUAUUAUAAUAAAAUAGUUCUUCAAUAUUUUGAUAGAUCGGAGCUGAAUGCCCAGUGAGAAUCGACAACGGAAAGCAGUCUAUCAUAAUGAGAUCCAGAUCCAAUCAAAUCUCUCUAAAAACCCAUACGAAUUGACCUACAAUUAAAAUUUUAACUAGCAUUAAAAUGGAAUGAACCCAGUGGAAUUAGUGGAGUGACGUGGAAACCCUACCCCAACAAUGGAACUAAAUACUAAAAGACUCUAGAAUAUAAUUAAUGAUAAAUCUCAUAACGCGCACCACUUAAUGAAUGGAGGAAGGUUCAAUUAAUUUUAGAGUAGCACAUAGAAUUAUUCUUAUUUUUAUGUGAGACAGGAACAGUAUAUGCACAAAAAAAAACAACUUAUUAACUUUCUACAAAUUUUUUCAUAAUCUGCAUUUCUUUUUUGUAUAUAACGUUUUCUAAGUGAUUUCAUCUAGUGUAGUAAAUUAAUUAAGUAAUAUUCAAUGUUUGGUAGAUAAAAAUUAAAAGUAGAUGAUAGAUGAGUGUCGCCACAAAUCCAAUCGUUUUUUAUUUUAUUGAAAAUAAUUGAUCACACUUGAAUAAUUGAAAAUCCUGGGAGUCUAGACAUCUUUGAAGAUAUUUUCCAUGACCUCAGUAAAACAAUUAUAUCUCAAAGUAGUGGGGCAAAAUGGAUGCUGUAUGAAUAUAGUAAAGCGCAAUCAGGACCUCAAAUACCAUAGAUGAAAAGCUCAAGGGCACUAUUACCGUGUAAGAAAUAGAAUUCGAUUAUAUUAUCAAUUGAAUCAGUUGUCUAACGUUAUUAUUAAUUAUUACGUUUUGCUAUUUUGAUGCAGCAUUCAAAAUGUUCUGACACACCUUUUCGCUAUUUUCUUCAGAAUGGAGGCAUCUAUCGAGAUUAUGUAGUAAAUCCUCUCAAAAAUCGUCAUUCUCAAGCACUUUACCGAUCACACAAUCUAUACAAUCCAUUCCUUCUGUUUGCAUGUGUUCAGAGAGUAUUAUUCUGUGAUGAAAAACCAAGUUUUCGAAUUUAAUGUUGAAGUAUUUUUUAUGUCUUUUGAUUGAAUUGAAUGAUAUGUAUUUAUACUGAAAAAAAGACUUGCUACUUUUUUCUUGAAUAAUUUAAUUGAUGGUGAUAAUUUCUUCAUUGAAUAAAGGAAAAUACCUUGAAUCACUUUACUUGUUCUAUUUCUUUCAUUCCCCGAAGCGAGUACCAAAUAGGUGAAAAUGUUUUCUUCGAAAAAAUGUACACCAACAAUUAUGUGAUCAUCCUAGAGAAUCGUUUUAAUUAAUAAAAUCAUACAAAUAUAUUGAGGAGGAAAAAAAAUUGCAAAUAUCUAUCACUACCCCACCCUCUCGUUAGAGGACCUUACAUUAUUUAUUAGAAAGCUGAAAAAUGCAUUUUGCUAUAUCCUACCAGAGAUUAUAAUCUCUGAUCCUACCAGUAACUUAUUUGUCAUUAUAAUACAUCACUAUCACAUCUUUUUACUACGAUGGCCAUUCUGAAAUGUGUCACUUUAGGUUAGAAUGAAC